AUGGAAGGGGCCAUAAAGUCCCUAGAUGUGAUCGGUAAAAUGAAGACCUUUGAGGAACAAAAUAGCCAGAUUCCAGAAUUCCAGGUGUUCGGAUAUUAAAUGAGAAUGAUAAUGGAGAUAAUCCAGUUCAUUAGAGCGGUCCGAACAGGGCACUAGCAGCUGCAUCUUACAUCGCCGCAGUCGUUCACAAAGACCGUUUUUUACUCAUGACCGUCUUAUAUAACAACGCCAGAGUGAUUCCACUGUACCCUGCUGAAAUACAGAUGCUACAAGAAACAGACCCAGAGAAAUAUGAAGAAUUCCUCGAAGGUAAUUGGGUCGUUAACAAGAAUCUGCGUGUGCCAUUUUGUGCUUUGGGUGCGGACCAUGCUUUAGAGGAAAUAAAUUGCUAAAUGAAAGUCUCAGGGGGCUAGUUGGUGUCACCCUGAAUCCAAACGCCGGUACUAAUUUUUUUCUCAUCGCUCCUGAGCUUGCUUGAUUAGCCCAGAUGCGAAAAAAGUGGCGGAGACCACUCUGGCAAAAGAAGGUACUCAUCAUCACACCUUGUCAACUCCUGUGAUUUCUCGCGAAGAGAAAAACAUAGAACAAGUAAUAAACACAAUUAAGAAUUUCACGAAUCCCUUCGUAGUGCAGAGCAACGGUCUUCUCCAUGUCGUGACAAAGGUUGUAAUGCCAAGCAAGGUCAAGAAGGAUCUUUUGGAACAAAGUGAGAUUGGCCAGAAACUGUUUUAGACCUUUGAGAAAGAUCGCAUCAAGUCAGGAAACAUCAAUCUUUAGUCUCCGAUGAAGAAAAGAAAGCUCCAGACAUGGAAAACCAUGAGGAAGAAGAUAAAGGUUUCUAGUGCCGGUCUAGUCUGCGUAGCUGGCGGGAUUAGCGUGUGGAAGUGCUGUAUUGUUUUGGUGGCAGAGCCGCGAGAAGAGUGGGUAUUCAUGUCAAUUUCGGGAUUUCCCCUCGCGGCUUCCUCGCCUCGCGUGGCGGCUCCGCCACCAAAAAAGUACCCAGGGCAAAAAAAUCCUGCCAGCUACGCGGGCUAGUGCCGGUCAAAUAGUGGAGUUACAUUAAGACUGAAACUUGUUUGCGCACAUGAUGGUGAUAUGUAAAAGCCGACCUGAGAUCGACAUCCAAGAAGCUGUUGGAACGAACAAAUUAACAGUGGUACCGAUAUCUAUGUUCGCUCCAGACGGAGAAGUGCUACAAUACCCGGUCAAAAGUGCACUUUUGUCCAUUCUAGGGAAGCUUCCGGCCAAUACAGAGUGAAGCUGCUAUUCAAGAUCAUGCAAGUCAGGCAGAAAGAAUAAGAGUCUCUAUCAUCGAUGCAAUGGCUACGGUAUAACUCCUAGAUAAGCCAACGUCCUUAAGAGGCUGCUUUGACGUCCCAGACCACUUUGCAUACCGAAUUUUUAAAGAGUAUGACGACAGUGAUGAGGUCCGCCUUAUAUUUGAUAGAUACGAUCUGCCGACUAUCAAUAACUAGUAUGGAACAGUAACACGAACCCCAAUCCAGCUCUAUCCUCAACAAAGGACUGCGGCUGGGAAUGGAAAGACGACGACAAUGCGUGGAUUCCCGUCAUGACAACAAUACUCACUGCUCCUGAGGCCAUAAUUCAUCUCGUGAAGUGCAAAUGUGUAAAGGAAAGGUGUACCACCAAGCGCUGCCAGUGCAGUAAGGCUAACAUGAAUUGCAUGGAUCUCUGUGGCUUUUCGGACAUGGGCGAACGUUGCGGGAAAAUUCCCAAAGAUGACAACUAG
Molecule: messenger RNA, 1750 nt
Organism: Porites lobata
Lineage: Eukaryota; Metazoa; Cnidaria; Anthozoa; Scleractinia; Poritidae
Source: the annotation of a GenBank genome assembly